This is a messenger RNA of Alternaria burnsii, 357 nucleotides long. RefSeq lists its product as uncharacterized. The record is from RefSeq and is a predicted model, not a curated record. The transcript is spliced from 2 exons. The coding region runs from base 1 to 357 and encodes 118 amino acids. NCBI's taxonomy places the organism in Eukaryota, Fungi, Ascomycota, Dothideomycetes, Pleosporales, Pleosporaceae.
AUGAUUCACUACUCCCUACGUGUGGCCUUAACGACUUUCCUUUUCGCCAUCUUCACGCUCCUUGUCACCGAUACCCUCGCAGCAACACCUCCCCUCGACCAACCCAUCCCCAACCCACCAUCAUUCCCGCCUACCUAUCACAAAUCAUCGACGCUGUCUGGUAUCAGACGCGAUACGCACGACCAACGCGACAAUCGGAGAAUGGAGGCGAACAAAAAUGCCGUGACCCAGUUACUGGAUGCCUUUGAGCAUGAAACUGCGAGGUUACUGAACCGGAUGCGCGGUGUGGAAAUGGUUGUGGAUUCGAUUGUGGCAGGGAUAGGGUUGGCUGACAGCAAGGAAAUGGACUCGGUCUGA